Molecule: messenger RNA, 388 nt
Organism: Lathyrus oleraceus (garden pea)
Lineage: Eukaryota; Viridiplantae; Streptophyta; Magnoliopsida; Fabales; Fabaceae
Exons: 1
Coding region: 113-301 (62 amino acids)
Source: RefSeq, a predicted model, not a curated record
CUAUAUAAAUGUGAAAGUCAAUUAGCGUAAUACAAGAAUAGGUGAAUAAUAAUAGGUCAGAAAAGCUGUAGCGAUCUGUUUGGCAUUUUCCAGAUCUAAAAACAGCUUAUUGAUGAUGGUUUCGAUUAUUAGAAGCAGCUUCUCAUUCAUUACAGGCACGGCUUUCGGAGUGUACAUAGCUCAGAACUACAACGUACCCAACGUUAAGACGCUCGCUUCCAUGGCUCUUUCCAUGGCUAAGAGCAUAGAGCAUGCUUAUAGGAAGCCCACGACCAAGAACAAAGAUAAUGAUGAUUCUUAAUUACUUAUCUAAUCUCUCUUUCUGCUCCACCACUUUUUUAUAUUUAGAAGGAAUAAGAUGUUUCUUUAUUCAGUUUGUUUUACAGAG